This is a messenger RNA of Drosophila subobscura, 1140 nucleotides long. Its product is annotated as ubiquitin carboxyl-terminal hydrolase isozyme L5-like. Gene Ontology annotation, molecular function: cysteine-type deubiquitinase activity. The transcript has a single exon. Gene Ontology annotation, biological process: ubiquitin-dependent protein catabolic process; protein deubiquitination. NCBI's taxonomy places the organism in Eukaryota, Metazoa, Arthropoda, Insecta, Diptera, Drosophilidae. Gene Ontology annotation, cellular component: cytoplasm. Bases 73 to 1125 code for a protein of 350 amino acids. The record is from RefSeq and is a predicted model, not a curated record.
AGAACAGUACAUAACGUCACACUGUUUCAAAAUUGUUUAGUGGGUGUCCAAAAAUUACAUCCGCAAUCCCUAAUGGAAGGUUCCAAUGGAAUGGAAAACCUUCAGGCAGCGGCCACGACAUCGGACUUGAAUACAGAAACUGAAGCAGCGGUAAAUGACAGCUGGUGCGAGAUCGAGAGCGAUCCCGGUGUCUUUACACAGCUGAUACGUGACUUUGGCUGCGUGGGAGCGCAGGUGGAGGAGAUCUGGAGCCUGGAAGCAAGCAUUUUCCAUUACUUGGAGCCGAUACACGGCCUCAUCUUUCUCUUCAAGUGGAUGCACGACGAACAGCCCGACGGCCGCGUGGAGAGCAACUUCGACGAAAACAUUUACUUUGCCAAGCAGGUGGUCGAGAACUCCUGCGCCACGCAGGCCAUUCUCAGUCUGCUGCUCAACCUGAAGCACCCGGACAUCGAGCUGGGCGAGACGCUAACGCGCUUCAAGGAUUUAACCAUCAGAUUGGAUCCGCUGAGUCGCGGCUACUGCCUGGGCAACGAUCGGAAGAUCCGCACAGCCCACAACUCGUUCGCUCGUCCCACAUUUGUUGUGAACGAAUCACAGGAGGAAGAGAUUGAGGACGCCACCUACCAUUUUGUGAGCUACAUGCCCAUAGGCGAGCGGCUCUACGAGCUGGAUGGACUGCGGCUGGGGCCCACGGAGUUGGCCGUGAUCGCUCCGGGCCAGAACUGGCUGGACAUUGCACGGCCAAUCAUUGAAGCGCGUAUGCACAGCUACAGCACGGACGAGAUCCACUUCAAUCUGAUGGCGCUGGUCUCGGACCGGCAGCGCUUCUACGAGCGUCAAAUCGAGCAGCUCCAACGGGACUCGCUACAGCUGGCACAGCCCCAGCGAGAGGCGGAGAUGAACGAACUGCUACACAGGCUGCGUGUCGAGAAGGAAAAGAAUCGUCAAUACAGCGUGGAGAACGCACGCCGUCGCCACAACUACGUGCCCUUCAUCGUGGAGCUGCUCCAGCAGAUGGGCGAGAUCGGAGAGCUAACGCCAAUUCUGGAGGAAGCCAAGCUAAAUGCCCAUGAGGCCAACGAGAGUAGCGAGAAAGUUGAAGUUGAAGAUGAGUUUUAUUAAUCUCAAAUUUUGGAA